Molecule: messenger RNA, 618 nt
Organism: Dissoconium aciculare CBS 342.82
Lineage: Eukaryota; Fungi; Ascomycota; Dothideomycetes; Mycosphaerellales; Dissoconiaceae
Exons: 1
Coding region: 183-485 (100 amino acids)
Source: RefSeq, a predicted model, not a curated record
UGGUCAGUCAUCCCGCAGGGCAGAUAGUCUCGACAGGAGGCAGCACGCGAUUCGUCAGGAUUUCGGACUCACUUGCGAUUAAAUUCGGUCCUCACGUCCGAGUGACGGAAGCAGAAAGUCUCAUAUUUCUUGAAAAUGAGGCCCCCGGCAUUCCCGCUCCUCGACUUCACGCUUGUUACACCAUGGGCCCGUUUGACCGCGAUCCAGCCGAUUUUGGAAGUAUAUAUGAUACCUACAUUGUCAUGACAUUUAUUGAGGGAAAGUCUUUGGAUCAAGCAUGGUCCAGCCUGGGCGACAACUGCAGGAUCUCGAUGGCUGCACAGCUACGAGACUACAUGGAAGAAUUGAGGUCCGUGACUCAGGAAGCUGGAUUCGGAAUAGGCUCCGUCCCGGGUGGACCCCUCCAGGAUCCUGUCUUUGAGUACCAUUCUUCAAAAGGUCUAUAUCUAUGCUCGUUAUGCCAACACGGCGUUCAUACUGAUUGACUUGACCGGCCCGUUCGCCAAUGAAGCAGUUUGAAAGACAGAAGUGCCCAAGCGCAUCGGGGACAAAGAUAUGGGCAAAUUUUUGGCAGGGAGAUCACCGCAAAUUCUGCCAUUUUUUCAUUUCCCCACGGGC